Molecule: messenger RNA, 2994 nt
Organism: Psylliodes chrysocephalus
Lineage: Eukaryota; Metazoa; Arthropoda; Insecta; Coleoptera; Chrysomelidae
Source: the annotation of a GenBank genome assembly
CGUGAUUGGUGUUUUGAAAAUGAAAAGUUUUUAAAUGUGGCUAUUUUUAUAUUAUAGUGUUUUCAUGCAAAUUUAUUUUGUUGUAUAUAUAAUAAUUUUUGAAACUAGAAUAGUUUAGACCUUUAUAAAGAACAAUGUCACCACUUUGUUUAGUUUGUGGAUGCAGUGAAGAUGAAGUAAUAAAAAUGCAUUACUUUCCCAAGAAUUCUGUAAAAUGCAGUUUAUGGUUUGCUGGCCUGGGUCUUCCAUAUCUCGGAGGAGUAACGCGAAAUUCCCGAAUCUGCAAUAAACACUUUAAACAGACUGACUACGUAAAUAAUAUUAUUUGGACAUUAAAACGUGAUGCAUUACCAAUGAAAUUCGUGGAUCGGCAGACAACUCGAAAUGAUACAGAUUUGUUGAGCAAAGAUAUAAAAAGAGAAAUGGUAAUUUCAUGUUGGGCACCUGAAUGCACACAUAAUAGUCUCAAGGACCCAUGCAAAUUUUUCACAUUCCCAUGUAUUCCGACCAGGCGGAAAAGAUGGUUACAAUUGAUAAGACGUGAUGGAAUACCAGGGAUUGGUGAGCUGAUGUGUAGUUGUCAUUUUCGAGAUGGAAAUGAGGUCAACGAUCCAGAGAUCUUUGCACACAAUGAGCAGAAAUUGUUCAAAGAACAUUAUUUGUCCCAGGAAUACACGACAAUGAGGAAAAAUGCAAAGAGGAAAUUGGAUAUCUCUCAUGAAAAUACAGAAGUAAUUGAUGGAUAUUCUUCACAAGAUGAACCAAUGGUUAGUCCAUCUACAAGCGAACCAAUGCCUGGUCCAUCUAAAAGAGAACCAAUGCCUGGUCCACCUAUAAGAGAAUUAAUACCUGGUUCAUCUACAAAAGAAGCAGAUAUUAUUAUGCUCAAAGCUGAAAACGAUCGGUUAAAAUUGGAAGUAGAGAAAUCAAAAGAAAUAAUAAGAACUAUGCGUUUACAUUUUUCUUAUACACACAUCUGCGAAAAUGAUGCAUUAAUUUUAGAAUACACUGGGUUACCUAAUCGAAAGAUAUAUGAAAGUUUACUCUUUGUUCUGCAAGAUUUGGACAUAAAAUAUUAUUUGGAAAGGAAGGUUGAAAAACUAAACUUGCAAGACCAAAUAUUGAUAGCUUUAAUGAAAUUAAGGCAUAAUUUUACCCACACUGAUCUGGCAUAUAGAUUUAAUGUGUCCACAGCAACUAUAACAAAUGUUGUGGUCACAUUCAUUCAUUUAUUUCAUGAUGUGUUAUUUGUGAAAUUGAUGGGUAGAAUACCUAAACACUCAAAAAACAGAUCAUGUUUGCCAAAUUGUGCCAGCACGUUCACCAACUGUAGAAUUAUUCUAGAUUGUACUGAAGUAUUUUCUGCAGUUCCACGACACUUGAUGAAACAUCAGAAAAUUGCCUACAGUGCAAACACACAUAGGAGCACUCUAAAAGCUUUAGUAGGAGUAGCUCCGAAUGGAGUUAUCACCUAUGCCAGCAACCUUUUCCCUGGAUCGACUUCUGAUAAAAUAAUUGUGAAGAGUUGUGAAAUUUUAGAUCAAAUGGAACCAGGGGACUUAAUUUUGACUGCCAAAGGACUUUUAAUUAAAGAUAUUCUACCAAAUGGGGUAACAGUUAAUGCACCUCCAUAUUUGUCAACUGAGCAAAUUACACCUGAGCAAGUGCGUCGUAUAGAAUGUAUUGCUAGAGCCACAAUUCACGUAGAAAGGGCAAUUAAGAGGAUGAAAAGUUAUAAAAUUUUGAGUUUUAUUCCAGCUGAGAUGUUUAAAUAUAGUACAAUUAUUUUUAAAACUGUGGCAGCAUUAACCAAUUUACAAUACCCCUUGAUUAAAGAGGUUUCACAGUUUUACACAGACAGUGAAAUAAAAUCAUGAAUAUUUGUAUAUUUUUUUUACCUUUUUAGAACAAAAUAUGAUAUGUAUAGAAGUAAUCAUAACUAUUUUUUCUAUACACACAUGGAUAUUAGCAUAUCUACUGACACACUACAAAACGAAACAGUAUGCUAUUGCAUUCAACUGAACAAAUAUAUUUCAUAUUAUAUAUUCUAGGUAGUCAAAAAAUACAAUCUACCAAUCACAAUUUAUCUUUUGGUCAACCAACUGCCAUUAUUUUUAAAAUUUUAAACGGGCGACAAUUUUGGCAAACUAAUUGUCACUAUAUUUUUUAGUUAUUCAGAAUAAAUAUACAUUAAAAUGAGUUAUUCUUGAGUAGAAUCGAUAAAUAAUAGCAUUAGUCACUAAAACAAAUGUUUUUUUAUUCAGUAUGGGUUCUCGUUGAAUUUUGUCAUUGUUUCGCAAAACCGAAUUCGUCUGUCCGGAUCAUCGUCACCAAGUUCUUGCAAAAUGUUCAUUUUGUACGGGUGAAAUUUGUGCCUUUUUAAUACUCUUCUGACAUAUGUUUGCGGUAUGAUUAUUAGCAACCUGACCAAGAACUUCUACUUGCAUCUCUUCGUCCAAAAUAUUGGGCCCCUCUUUUUUUUAUUUGCUAGAGAUUCUGUUUUUUGGAAUUUUCUAAACUAAAUCUCUCACAUAAACAUGACUAACAUUUCUGCUAGGAUGUAUUUCAUUAAAUGCAAGAGCUGUUCUUAAAUAGCACAUUUCUUGCGCACCAUAAAGAAAAAUAAUUUCAAUUCUUUCUUCCUCACUAUAAACCAUUUUUGAGAACGAAAAAACUCAGAUAAAAGAUAAACUGUCGACUACAAUUAAAAAAUAACACCUCUGAUUUUUCCUCUGCAUAGUCGUAAUGUCUAUCCUUAAAAAUAUAGCUUAUCCAGUUUAUUAAACGAAAAUAAAAUUCUCAAAAUCAAUCGUUUAUAAAAAUGGCCACACAUUCGACCAGUUGAACGAUCGAAUCGAAGUUUGCCUCUUGUUUAAAUCCAAUAUUUUUUGAAGAUUACUUCAUAAUACCCAUUCCUUAUCAAUCGCCCUGUAUAUAUUAUUUUACAUUUUUCAAUUAAAUCAUUUGUUAUGCAUAAACAAAAUUAUAUUUUAU